Messenger RNA from Drosophila ficusphila, 1189 nucleotides. RefSeq names its product transmembrane emp24 domain-containing protein 5 (gene opm). Gene Ontology annotation, cellular component: endoplasmic reticulum; endoplasmic reticulum-Golgi intermediate compartment; Golgi apparatus. Lineage: Eukaryota; Metazoa; Arthropoda; Insecta; Diptera; Drosophilidae. The record is from RefSeq and is a predicted model, not a curated record. The transcript has 2 exons. Gene Ontology annotation, biological process: intracellular protein transport; Golgi organization; endoplasmic reticulum to Golgi vesicle-mediated transport. The coding region runs from base 96 to 818 and encodes 240 amino acids.
CAUCACCUCGCUAUCAGUAUUGCUUUUCCGUUGAACGGGCACACUGCCUUGAGUUAGCAUUUUGUAUUUUUUAAUUUAAGUCCAAACAGCUCACAAUGCAAGCGAACUGGCGGGGAAUGCCGGGACUGCUCCUCCUGGCGGCAGGACUGCUCCUGGGAAUCCAGGACUCUUUGGCCUACGACAAGGAGAUGACCGUCUAUGUGGACGCGUUAAAAUCGGAAUGCUUGUACCACACGGUUCGCCAAGGUGAAACCAUUGACUUCGAGUACCAGGUAAUCGAUGGCGGACACGGCGACCUGGACAUCAGCUUCACCCUGAUGGAUCCCAUUGGCUUGGUGAUCGUGAGCGACUUCAAGAAGCCGGAGAACGUGCAUCGCCACGAUGUCACCAAGGAGGGCGACUAUCGCUUCUGUUUUGACAACACCUUUAGCAUGUUCAAUCGGAAGACGGUGUUCUUUGAACUAAUUGUGGAGCGCGAGGGCGAGGAGCUACAGAGCGACACGCAGUGGAACGAGGUGGAUGAGCUGACGGGUCUGUCGCGCGACGAGUACUACGACAUGAAGGUGCAGGACAUCAUGGACUUCAUCGGACGCAUCCGUCUGCAGCUGAAUAAGGCGCGCCAGCUGCAGGAUGUCCUGCGAUCGCACGAAGCAAGGGAUCGCAACCUGGCCGAGUCGAAUUUCCAGAAGGUCAACCACUGGUCCAUGCUACAAAUCAGCGCCAUGAUUGGCGUGGGUCUCAUCCAGGUGUUCGUGCUGCGCAGUAUCUUCGCCACCGGCGGCCGGAUGCACGAUCUGUGGCGCAAGCUGGGCAUUUGAUGGGUUAGACGGGAGAAGCCUCUACCAAAGAUGUGUGUGCCGGAACCACAAGGAUGCAUUUAUUGAGCGGUUAGAUGUACCCCAAAGCAAAGCCAUCCGGCAGCUGGAUCCCCCUAGUUAGAAUGUAAUUUAAAAAAAAAACUUGCCAUCAUCUGUAGUUCGUUAGAUUCUAUAUAUACCGUCGUGUAUUAUUAUUUAGGCGAGAGUUAGUCUUUCGUAUAUUUAUAUAUAUAUGCGGGUGUGUGCUUGUGAUAUACCGGGUGUGUGUUGUGUGUGCGUGUGUAGGCAUUGUUAAAUGAAAGCAAUUGUACAAUUAAGUCAGGAGAUCAGUUUGAUAUUAAAUUAAAAGUUGCAGGAACCAGUGUAAAAAA